AGCAAAUAAUGUACUCCUUUUCAAACCUAUUUUCUCAACGAAAACAACAAGAAUAAAAAUGAUGAAAAGCGUCUUAUUAAAAUCAUUAUUUCAAGGAAUACUUCAUAAAUUUCUAUGGAGAAAUGGUGAAGUUAUCGAUAUUAUAGUAUAAGAUACUCUUGUUACAUGAUCAGAAUGGGGCAUCUUUUUGACGCGAUUCUGACGAUUGAUAUGGGUUCUAGAAUUAGAUAUCGGUAACAUAUGCCCUCUUAAUUGCGCCUAAUGUACUUCGAAGAGAAGGGCGGAAACGAUAUCGCACAUAAAAGCCAAUACCGAAAACGCCUUCUCUUGCGAAUAAACCUUUAUGGCCCAAGUCGUUAAACCCCGCGGGAUUAUCCCGACGUAGGAUCAGCGGCAUGACAUUAGUUCUUAUAUAUAUACGACCAUCGUCAUUAAGAACUCUUUAGCUGAAAUACCACAGUUUCAUCCACAACCAACACGAUAUAGCCUCAUCUCAUUACAUAUAUCUAUAAUAUUCACCAACAUAAUCAAAUCCAUCAUUGCAAGGACGGAAGAAAACGAAUAACCCAUAAUGGCCGACUUAUCUUCUGUUUUCAAACAGGCUUUCUUCUCUGGAAAGCCAACUUUCACAGAGAAGGAUGUCCCGGAUUUGACUAAUAAGGUCACCAUCGUCACGGGAUCUAACACUGGUGUCGGCAAGGAGAUCGCUCGAAUUCUCUACUCCAAGAAUGCCACGGUUUACCUAAUGGCACGAUCUGAAGAGAAGACGAAGAAUGCCAUCGACAGCAUCAAGGCCGCUGCUCCCGGGUCUAAAGGCGAAUUGGCAUAUAUCCGCCUCGACCUAGCUGACCUCCCGAGCAUCAAGACGACGGCUGAGGAGUUCCUUAGCAGAGAGCAAAAACUUGAUAUACUUUUCAACAACGCCGGUGUCGCGUACCCGGAGAAGGGAUCCAAAACGAAGCAGGGCUACGAACUCCAGUUCGGCGUGAACUGUCUCGGCACAUUUGCCUUGACACAACUCUUGACGCCGAUCCUAGUGUCAACAGCGAAGACAGCGCCUCCCAACAGCGUUCGCGCAAUCUGGCUAUCGUCCUCGGCCGCCCUGAAUAUAGACCCCAAGGUCUUCCUAAAGGGCGUGCACAACAUCGAGAAGCUAGGAGAGAUGGAAAAGUACUGCAUCAGCAAGCUCGGGAACUACUUGCACGCUGCCGAAUACGCAAAACGCCACAAGGCAGAUGGUGUGCUGGCCGCCUCGUUGAAUCCCGGAAAUCUCGACUCGGACUUGUGGCGCACUCAGGGGCCUAUCACAACUUUCUUCCUCCGGAAGACGGUUUUCUACCCGGUUGUUUAUGGCGCGUACACGGCUCUUUAUGCUGGACUCUCGCCUCAUAUUACCUCCGACAACUCUGGCGUCUUCGUUGCCCCGUGGGGAAGGAUCUGGAAAAUCUCGAAAGGGAUGUCCAACGCAUCGAAGAGCAAGUCUGAAGGCGGUAGUGGAAUCGGGGAGGAAUUCUGGCAGUGGAGUGAAGAGCAGGUUAAGAAGUAUUUCUGAUUGAUGUUUAAGGGGUUGCGCUUGGAUUAAUCUGGUAUUGGGAGAAGAGACGUAAGGGAUAAUGGGAUGGAUUUUAGAUCUCUCUUGUGCUUGGACUGCUAUAGUUUUAUUCCUAGUUUAUACGGAUUAUGCCUUUUGUCGGCAGCCGUUUCAUUAUGUUGAAGGAUAGGUUUAGUGAGUCUUAGAUAUUAACGAUGAACGUUCUAUAGAAUAGGGACUAAGAGAUCUUAGCAUGAUGAUUGAGGAUGAUGCGUAAUGACUUUGUAUGGACGAUAUUCUAUGAAACAAGCCUCAAAUAUGUCUACGCGGA
Molecule: messenger RNA, 1862 nt
Organism: Daldinia loculata
Lineage: Eukaryota; Fungi; Ascomycota; Sordariomycetes; Xylariales; Hypoxylaceae
Product: NAD(P)-binding protein
Exons: 2
Coding region: 572-1552 (326 amino acids)
Source: RefSeq, a predicted model, not a curated record